AAAAGAAGCUGCAAGGAAGUGUUUCUAUUUCGGGGAUAAAGUUAAAUUUUAUUUUUUGAUUAAAAUCCUUGCAUAUCGGUAUAAAAUCCGCAACUCACUCGUUGUAUAUAAGAUGCAAGAAUGCAUGAACAAUUGUAUAAAGUUCAAUGUAAAUAGUAAAAUAUAGAAAUUGGAACAAAAAAGUCAAAAGUCUAGUGAUUUCUAUCCGUAAAAGAUUGCAUUGUAUGCGUGUGUGUGUUAUUUACGUCUCCAUUGACAUGACGUAUAGCAAUACGUAAUAUCAAUUCAAAGUGAAAAUUUAUUCUUCUUCUUAUUCGCGUAAUAAUUUGUUAUUUUUAUUUACAAUUCCUUUAUUCUAAUUACAUUUGCAUCUCCUUAAUUGAAUUUGGAUAACAACGAAAUUCCCAGUAACACAUGUCGCCAAUGACAACAAAACCAAUGUAAAAUAUUAAUAAUCAUAAAGCAUGUACAAGUCAAUGUGCAAAAACAAAAUGUCAGCGCAGAAGUCAUGAAGUGAAUGCUAAUAAAAAAAUAGUGUUGGAAUAAUUUGUGUAUAUGCAUAUUUAUUCAAUUCCUGGGUGAAAAGAAAGAUUUAAAUCCCAGCAAAGCCGGUUCGGCUGUUUUACUGGCAUACUAGAUUAUAAAUCACAUACAUAUUGAAUCCUUAAGAAUGAAACAGCUGUUUUGCUGCAGACAAGUGCCUAUGAUGUCGACGAUAUCAACAACUACACAGCGCCAGCUCAACUAACAACAACGGCACACAUUAUUUUAUCCCCUAAUUGACAGCGAGUCCCCUGUCAAGGUUAUCGGGACAAACUAAAGAGUUAAGAAGAACAAGCAAAAAGUCACUAUAAUCGAGCGGGUAGAACGGAGGCAUAGUCGAUGUGUUCACGCAUUAUAAAUGCCAACAUUUGCAAGAAUUUACUAAAUUGAGUGCAAGUGUGUGUCAACAAGAGAGAAAUAAUAGUUGCGAACGAGAACCAGAUUACACAAAUGUAAAGUGAACGCUGGUUGGUUUCUUAAGACAGUCAAAACAAAACAAAAAGUCAAAGUGUGAUAGCAUAUGUGAUCUUAAAAAAGCCUAAUAGGAUUUUAAUUCUAAUUUGAUUUUAGCUUAUUAGCAGAAUCAAUAACUAAUUCGAUAGCAUAUUGAGAACAAGUGUUACAUCUACAUUACACUUACAGUCGACUAACUGCACGUUACACAAAUAAUGAGAAAGGGCAGUACAAGGACAAACACUAAGCGAAAGUCAUACUGAAAGUUAAAAGUAAGCAACAACAAGACAACACAACUGUUUGGCGGCCCCAUUGAAAUGGAUACACAGCAAGUAAUGUUGUUGCCACAGCCGCAACAGGCAUCGUCUUUAACGGCAACUGCGACAUUGCAACAAGUGAUGCCGACGUCUCUGAACCAACAUCCACAGCCGCCCAAAUGUGCAAUCUGCGGCACAACCCAGAAACUAUUGCGUUGUGCCAAAUGUAAGUGCAUCUACUAUUGUUCCACAGACCACCAGCACCGUGAUUGGGCAACACAUAAACUGGAGUGCAGACAACUGGCGAAGCAAAGGCAAAACAAUCAACGCAUGCAACAGCUGACCAAUGGAUGUAGUGCCAUCAAUAUAAACUCGAAUUUCACAUCCUCUAGCAAUUCACAACUGAACACCGCUUCCGGUAAUGCAUCGUGGAAUUCGUGGCCCACCAACUAUCCCAAUCUCGGCAAUAAUUUACAAUAUUCACAAAAUCCAGACGGGUCAUUAAUUUUGGGUACAAAUGAAAAUGAAAUAAUGCACACCAAGGCCGAGACAGUGACACAGAAUUCCAAUUCGGGUGAAUACAUGGGUAAUUUUGUAAAUUCAACAACAUCCAAUCAGCUGCACGCUAUGCAAGGCGGAGGACCACUAACUUAUAAUAAUGCAGCGGCGAUUGUGGAUAAUAAUCAACAAUUGGCGGGUAUGACAUCGUAUUAUGGGAAUGCGGAAUCCCAACAACAAUCACAAUGUCAAUUACAACAACAACAGCAACCAUAUUCCGUUCCAAUUGAAUGUCAACAAAAUAUAAUGCAACAACAACAGCAGCAACAAAUGUACGUGCCUACACCUGCUCCUCCCUCUCAACCGCAUCAACAGCAAAUGCACCAACCAAUGCCACAGUUUAGCAAUCAUUUGGUUAAUCAACAUGAGAAAAGUUCGAGUUAUCAAAUUGGAGCUGCAAAUGUUGGUGAUAAUUUUAUUGAAGACAUCAACGAACGGCGAUAUGAGGAAUUGUGUCGUAACAUCAUCAAUGACAUGAAUCAAUAUGGCCUUUCGGUUGUGGAUGAUUUCCUAGGGCGAGAAAAGGGCAUGCAAAUACUCAACGAGGUGCUUAAUAUGUACUCCGCCGGCGUUUUUAAGGAUGGUCAAUUAGUCAAUAAUUUCAAAUCCGACCAAGACCUUAAAACGAUACGUGGUGAUAAAAUUACCUGGGUCAAAGGUGUUGAGCCCGGCUGCUCAAAUGUAGGCUUUUUAAUUAAUCAAAUUGAUGCGGUGAUUUGUCGUGCAAAUGCCAUGAGAAAUAAUGGCAAAUUGGGCGAUUACGUUAUAAAAGAAAGAACUAAGGCCAUGGUUGCAUGUUAUCCCGGCUCUGGUUCCCACUAUGUCAUGCAUGUCGAUAAUCCAAACAAAGAUGGCCGGGUUAUAACUGCCAUCUAUUAUUUAAAUCUCAACUGGGAUUCCAGGGAUAGUGGCGGCGUUUUAAGAAUAUUCCCAGAGCAAGCCAAAUCAGUGGCGGAUAUUGAACCAAAAUUCGAUCGCUUGAUAUUCUUUUGGUCGGAUAAACGUAAUCCACAUGAGGUACAGCCUGCCCAUAGGACACGUUAUGCCAUUACCGUCUGGUAUUUUGAUGCCAAUGAACGUGAAGCUGCCUUAAAUCGUUGUAAAAAUACACAAAAUAAUAAAAACACAAAUAGCAACAAUUCUACGUCAAACCCCUCCAACACCACAUCAUCAUCAUCGUCCUCGUCGUCUUCAGUAGCAUCUAAUAACACAAACACUUCAUCUUCCGCCGCCUCGUCCUCCUCCGCCUCCUCCAGUUCAGCAUCUGCACCUUCACAAAUAACAAAUAGCAAUGAAAGCCAUAAUUCGGCCAAUGAAUAUAACAAUACUACGCCUCAUUCGCCCACUUUAACUACAUCUUCUUCAGCACCUAACUGUGGCUCCGCUUUGUCGGGAAAUUCAGCCAUAAACAGUGUUAGACCUGUCCAAGUCGUUUUGCCCAACUGUUACAAAUAACAACCGACGUUUAUUGUCUCGGUCGAGAAGUAUGAAUAUCAUCAGCAUGGAGUGUAGAGUGUACAUUUUAUUUGAAACCAUACGCUUACAUUGUAUAUCCAAAACAAAAUGAAAAAGAAAGGGACCUAACGCAGUUCGGAGCGGAAUGAGGGACAAAACGGUGCAUUAAAGUACGCAAGUGCAAAAUGAGUCAUGGUGCCGUAGCCAUAGCAGCAGUCCCUCCGGCUUCAACAUUAGUCAGAUAUUUCUAUAUAUCAUUUAUGUGGACUAUAUUCAGAAAAUACCCAUUUAACAAAUUGGCUAAAAAUAGGCCUUUAAUUGAACUAAAAAAAUGUGACAAAUGAAAUAAUCUUCUAUAUUAGUAGAUUACCUGGGUUCUAUAAAAAACUUUCUGAUUGAUGACCAUAGCUAGAAUAACAAAGUAUUCAAGUUUCAAAAACACAACACAAUUGUGAAUUGCCUAGAUAUAGUUUUCAUUUGUAUUGUAAUUUUCAAAAAUACAUAUUCUCAACAAUGCCCUCUUGAAAUCUUGAACACAUGAACACAAAUCAUAGGACAACAAAGAAUUUAAUAAUUAUAAAUAUUUUUGUUAUUUUUGUAAAUAUCAUAAUAUGGAAACCUAAGAAUAUCUUAACAAAAGAAGAAAUAGAACACUACUAUCUAAUGUAUACUAUUUUCAAUUGUGUAUUUAUUAUAUAUACCAUGUUAGGUAUUUAGCAAAAUAUUCCCUUUUUAUUCUUUAUAUUUUGCUCAUUGAAAUAAAGAAAAGAAACAAUUUACACCAAAAUAAUCAACAUUUGUUCGUUCUACUCAUUUUAGUUCUCUUUUCUAUAAAAAAAAUAAGUACAUAAUUAUUAUACACAAUAACAAGAAAAAUAAAUUAUUUCUAACAUGUAAAUAAUAUGUAUGCAAAGUACAUUUAUUGAAUGCAAAAUAAUAAAAUGAAAUGAAAUUAAUUCAGUGAAAUA
Molecule: messenger RNA, 4234 nt
Organism: Musca domestica (house fly)
Lineage: Eukaryota; Metazoa; Arthropoda; Insecta; Diptera; Muscidae
Gene: Hph
Exons: 6
Coding region: 1314-3266 (650 amino acids)
Biological process (GO): peptidyl-proline hydroxylation to 4-hydroxy-L-proline; cellular response to hypoxia
Cellular component (GO): nucleus; cytoplasm
Molecular function (GO): L-ascorbic acid binding; peptidyl-proline 4-dioxygenase activity; ferrous iron binding
Source: RefSeq, a predicted model, not a curated record